Spodoptera litura is the source of this 2138-nucleotide messenger RNA. RefSeq names its product ribitol 5-phosphate transferase FKRP. NCBI's taxonomy places the organism in Eukaryota, Metazoa, Arthropoda, Insecta, Lepidoptera, Noctuidae. Gene Ontology annotation, cellular component: Golgi apparatus. Gene Ontology annotation, biological process: protein O-linked glycosylation via mannose. The record is from RefSeq and is a predicted model, not a curated record.
ACAAAGUGCUGUUUCAGGCGAUUGUAAAAAUAUGAUUUCGAUUUUCGAUGAAAAUAAAUAAUUAAUGUAUUGUAAUGACUGAAAUGUGCAAGUUUAUAAAUGAAAAUAAUGCUCUAUCGUCUUUUCCGCGGUCGUUUAACAUUCAAGUUCUAUAUAGUUUUCACAAUAUUAGUUGCAGCCUCGAUAUGUUGUUACUUCUUUCCGCCGAUUUAUCCAAUUUCUCCAGUGACUGUGCCUCCAAACCCUUUGCAUCCUCGUUCCUCACGACACUUGUCUAAAUUGAUGACUGUAGUGUUUCGCCAGUUCGAAGAUUUCGAGAAUGAUAUCGCUGACAGCGUGCAAUCUUUCGUAUCAGCCUUCCCUAACAUGCCAGUGGUGGUGGUAUGCGAGACCACCCCGUAUCCACCAUUUCCGUUCUCUGUGACAAACGAGACUCUACGAAAUGUUAAAGUUUUAUCGUUAGAGUUGAAGCUAAGUGCUUCGCCGCAGGAUUUCAAUCCUUUGACACAAAUAUUUACUGAGUAUGUGCUGUUCGUACCUGAUUCCACGAGAGUGUCGCGUCGUGUGCUGCAGCUGGCGAUGGCAGCGGCCAUGGCGAGCCCAACACAGGCUGUAGCUAUUGGGGUGGGAAAUUCUCACUUAGUAUGUCAACAUGUAAAUUGGAACUAUGCUGAUUGGACACUACGGUACUGUAAAGAUGCUUCAGGCAAGGUCUGUGAUGCUGUUCAUGGCCAGCAUGCACUGCUGAUUAAAACUGCAGUAUUGCAGAAAUUACCACAACCAUUCUCAUUGCCCUUUCCUGAGUCACUAUAUCUACAAACUGCAGUAAAAAAUAUUAAGGUUCAAAUAUCUGAUGGCAAACUAAGCGCUGGCCGAGGAGUGUUGAAGACGCCAGGAGCAAAGCAGAGGGCAUCUCGUCACAUGAGGGAUUACAGGGUGGCUAUGUACAAACAGUUGGGAGUGAAAGCAGUUAUCAGGGAGGAUGGUAGAGUGCAGUGGUUUGGGUGCAAGAGGGAGACACAGCGUUGCUACCCAUCGGUACAAGGCACACCUUCGUACUUACUAUCAGGGCGCAACACGCCGCCAUGCUGUCGCCGCAACAUGCGACGUGUUGCAGGUCACGUGUUGCGCGCGCUGUUGCAAGCUGGUGCUAGGUGUUGGCUGGAAACAACUUCCCUACUUGGGGCUGUUAUAAGGGGAGACGUCCUUCCAUGGGCAGAAUACGUGGAAAUCGGAAUCCAUGCUUCAGACGUGUCUCGCGUAUCUUGGCUGCAGCGAGGUGGUGCAGACGCCGACGGCUUCGUUUGGGAGCGUGCGACUAAAGGACAUUACUAUAGAGUGGCGUUCUCUGCGACUAAUCGCGUCUAUGUUCUGAUACUGCCGUUCACAGCUAGAAAUGGUACCAUGUGGCCCGCGGACUGGGUGCUGGCUCAUCAGAGAGAAUUCCCUGAGAGACAUUUGCAUCCUUUAGCACAGAUAACUUUUGCGGGUCGACAAGCACCAGCUCCGAAUGACGCUAGAGCUUUCCUGGAUCUGAAAUUAGGUUCCAACGCAGUGGAGAGGUGCGACAAACUUGGUCCUAAGUUACUUUAUCCUUAAGUUAGUCAAACUGCAAACUUGCACAAAACAUUGUUCUACUAGUCAUUAACACUAUACAAUAAUAUAGGGACACAAAAAUGUUCAUUGUUAAAACUAUUAUGGCAUUUUAUCAAAUAAGUUGUCUCUUGAACCAAGUAAUCUCGUGAUCGCGUUUAUUGUUAUUUAUUUUUUAAUUGUUUUUGAGUGAGCUGUUCAUGUAAAUGCAAUUACGUGAGUACUAGUCACUAGUUUUAAGGUAUCGGUAAAUACUUAGCUGUAUUUAAGUUAGGAAAGAGAUUUUACAAUUAAUUUUAAUCGGCAUAUUUACUUCUAUUUUGUAGGAAAUGAGAAAUAUUAAUUAUGAACUAGAAUGUCUAGAAAGUAAUUCGGUUAAUAUUGAAAGAAUACGACCUGUUUCAAAUCUUUUAAUAUAUGAAAAUGUUGUUUUUGUAUAUAAAUACAGAUUAAAUAUGAUCACAACUAAAUUGUUACAUAAAAAAAUAUUUUGAGAUAUCAAUAACGUAGAUAAGAAUAAAAAUCUAAGAGAUUAUUUAUAAAAA